Messenger RNA from Eufriesea mexicana, 1245 nucleotides. RefSeq names its product dnaJ homolog subfamily C member 28. The coding region runs from base 154 to 1245 and encodes 363 amino acids. The transcript is spliced from 5 exons. NCBI's taxonomy places the organism in Eukaryota, Metazoa, Arthropoda, Insecta, Hymenoptera, Apidae. The record is from RefSeq and is a predicted model, not a curated record.
UAUAAACAUUUUUUAGUACAGACAUGUAGGUUACUUUGAACAUUUAAUAUAAACAAUAGUUCAUAUGUUAAUAUAUAUUAUAAUAGCGCAGUCAAUUAUAUAAUCGUAAAAUAAGAUAUCAAAAUCAUUGUAGUAUUUAAUUUUUAAAAAAUCAUGUUAAGAUAUAAUCAGUGCAAUAGAAAAUUAUUUAGAUAUAUACUUUAUUCACCUUCUUGGGAAUUUAUGUUAAUAAGAAGAUUCAAACAUCAACAUGAUAUGAAAAAAUGGUAUCAAACUCUAGAAGUUGCAGAAGAUUGUGAAGAUGAGGCACUAAAAUUAGCAUUUGUCCAUCAAGCAAAAAGAUUUCAUCCAGAUAGUGGUACAUCAGAAGCUAAUGCAGUCAAAUUUUCUGAGGUAGAAACUGCCUAUAGACAAAUUCGUAAAGCAAGGAUAAAAGAGAAAGAAGAUAAUACAAAUUUACCUAAAGUGGGAGAAUAUGAUAUUAAACAUACAGCACCACAGCAUCGGCAUUAUUUAAUGUAUAACAUAGGAGAUGGAACACUUAGCAAAAGACAAAAAUUGUAUACAAUGGAAAGAGCUCAGAAAGCAGUUGAUAAUGUAUUGAAUCACAGAUUAAAAAAGAUCCAAGCCGAGGAACGUAAUACAUUAAUUGGAAUGGAUAAGCAACAUGCAAAAGAUAUUAAGACACGCUUUGGUAUGGAUCGUUUAGUAGAAGAUUUAAUUCAAGAAGCAAUGAAUAAAGGUGAAUUUAAAGAUCUACCAGGCAUGGGUAAACCGCUGAAGGAAAAUACAAAUACUCGAAAUCCAUAUGUUGAUUUUGUUACUUAUAAAUUGAAUGAGAUACUAAUAGAAAAUGGAUUUACUCCUGAAUGGAUACAGUUAUCUAAAGAAAUUAGAGAAGAAAUACAAAAUUUACGGAAGCAAUUAAUAAAUGCCCGUAAUAAUGUAGGACUUCUUCCAUUAAGUUUUACAGAUGAAGAAUCUUGGAACAAUAUUGUAGAAAAUUUUAGAUCUAAAACAAAACAAAUAAAUAGUAAAAUCGAUAAAUAUAAUUUAUUGGUACCUAUACUUCAAAAACAAAUGCUUCAUGUUAAAUUAGAAGAUCUUGCAAAAGAAGUACUUUCAGUACCACCACAAAGAGCAGUUAAAAAGCAUAAUUCAAAAAAAGUAAAUUCUGAUGCUUCUGUUAAUGAAGAAGGUAGUUUAUUCGGAAUAAUAUCUUUCAUCUUUAAUAAAAAGCUUUAA